UCACCGCAUGCAUUCCUUUUGACGAACCUGUCUCGGCUUUGAUUGUCAUAAACACAAUUGAACCCUGCUUAGCCACGCAGGUCAGGCUACAUAAACGCCAUAAAUAUUUCAUGCCGCGUCACGCUGAUCUGACAAAAAAGGAGAUUUUUUUUUUUUUUUGUGGUGGUUUGAAUUGAAAUCCCGCCUCAUAUAUUUCAUUAGGCACUCUGAAAGUAUUCGGUCUGUGGUCCAGAAUAUAUGUUUUAUUCAUGUCCCUCUGAACAUCUGCUUGUCCGGAUGUCAAAAAAAAUCAUCAGGCUCCCCGAGGACUCCCGCCCGACUGGUUGUAAAUGAACUCCAAGAGUCGAGACUCAAAACAACCUGUCAGAAGUCUCCAGCGAGAGAGAGAGGAACCACCCUUCAAACACGGCAGCCGAGAAAUCUCAUUCGGGCUGCAAUCAAAGCCUCGCUCCUCCCAAACAAACAAGGCUAUCUGUAUUGUUCCUCCCUCUCCAUCUAUCUCUCCACCUGGCAGCGAAGGGGGUCGUGGACACAGAGUGACAGCCUCUGCAUUCAUGAGCACAUCAUCAUCUGCCCCCCCUCAACAACAAUUAGCACUUCAUCACUCAAACCCACUGUGCAAGUGGAGAUGAAUCAAUUGGGCGGAUGCUGCAGCGCGUAAAAGUUGUGGAUGGUUACUUUUGCGCGUAAACAUUUAAAGGACUCCAGAAGUUGCGCCGUGGAACCAGAGCAGGUGAAAUUCUUCCCUCUGCAACGACGUCGCCCGCAGGCAGGCUGGAAGACCCCCCGCUCCGGACGACGCAGCGGAUCCGCAGAGCGCAGAUGAUCGCAACUGGUGUUUGCGGCGUCGCGCUGGUGCUGGUGCUGGUGGUUCUGAUCCCGGUCGUGGUGAACACCGCCGGCACCCCCGCCCGCUACGAGAUGCUCGGGUCCUGUCAAAUGGUGUGCGACUCCCACGGGACCGCGACCACGACCACCACCACGGCCAAGGCGACCAACCCGGUGAAAGACAACCGCCUGGUUCAGUCUCUUCCAACCUUCAUCCAGGGUCCUCAAGGGGAGCCGGGGCGCGUCGGGAGGAUGGGUCCGAGGGGUUCGCUGGGCGAGCCCGGCCCACCCGGACCUGCCGGUCCGCCCGGGGAGAGAGGGGCACCGGGUGCAGCCGGAGCACCCGGUGCAUACGGGCCCAACGGUGCCAUCAGCGCCGCCACUUACAACACGAUCCCAAAGAUUGCGUUUUACGCCGGACUGAAGAAGCAGCACGAGGGAUACGAAGUGCUGAAGUUCGACGACGUGGUCACAAACCUGGGCAACCACUACGACCCCUCUUCGGGGAAAUUCACCUGCUCCAUCCCGGGGAUUUACUUCUUUAUUUACCACGUGCUGAUGCGGGGCGGAGAUGGAACCAGCAUGUGGGCCGACCUCUGCAAGAACAACCAGGUGAGAGCCAGCGCCAUCGCCCAGGACGCGGAUCAGAACUACGACUACGCCAGCAACAGCGUGGUCCUGCACCUCGAGCCCGGGGACGAGAUCUACAUCAAGCUGGACGGAGGCAAGGCGCACGGGGGCAACAACAACAAGUACAGCACCUUCUCCGGCUUCAUGCUGUACGCCGAUUGAAACGGACCCCCGGCUCCGACGCCCAGUUGGAUUAAUGGAGGGCAGAGCUCACUCAUUUCCAUAUUGCCGAAAAAAAAAGAAAAGAGUCCAGGAAGAUGAGGAGGACGUCAUGCGCAGGAAGAAGAAAAAAAACUGUUCUUUUUUUUUUGCAAAAGAGAGCUUAAGAGUGUACAUAAUAUUGAUAAUGAAUAUUUAAGUGUGAAUUGUGAACUGUUUAGCUUUACAAUUGAAGUUUGCUGACAUGUCAAACAUAAUCUGCUGUGGUAGAUUCAAAGUGCAAUGUAUUGACCUUUAGAUGCACACAUUAUACUCACAUAACCGCCACUCAUUCACAGUGUAGUUAUUCCACGUGUGCUUUAUUUGUUGAAGAUGUUC
Cyclopterus lumpus (lumpfish) is the source of this 1995-nucleotide messenger RNA. RefSeq names its product complement component 1, q subcomponent-like 3b (gene c1ql3b). The transcript has 4 exons. The record is from RefSeq and is a predicted model, not a curated record. The coding region runs from base 823 to 1620 and encodes 265 amino acids. Gene Ontology annotation, molecular function: protein binding. NCBI's taxonomy places the organism in Eukaryota, Metazoa, Chordata, Actinopteri, Perciformes, Cyclopteridae.